This is a messenger RNA of Nerophis lumbriciformis (worm pipefish), 2706 nucleotides long. It is a transcript of the gene map1lc3b, whose product is annotated as microtubule-associated protein 1 light chain 3 beta. The record is from RefSeq and is a predicted model, not a curated record. NCBI's taxonomy places the organism in Eukaryota, Metazoa, Chordata, Actinopteri, Syngnathiformes, Syngnathidae.
CAGCUGACACGUUUGUUUUGCUUGCCAGGAGGUCGUCAUGAUAAAAACACAGAGGCAGGAAAGCAGCACAUCAAAGCGCAUCGUGUAACGUGAAAGCUCCUCGCCGCCAUUACAACACAGCUCCACGUCUUUGGUCACCGACAGUCUCGUCAACUGCUGCCCUUUUUGUUUGCCCACACCGCCAUUACCUCCGUUGUCGACUGGGCGACGACUUUGACGCAGUAUGCCUUCAGAGAAGUCCUUCAAACAAAGGAGAACAUUCGAUCAGAGAGUAGAAGAUGUCCGGCUGAUCCGGGAGCAGCACCCUAACAAGAUACCUGUGAUCAUUGAACGCUACAAAGGAGAGAAACAACUUCCCAUCCUGGACAAGACCAAGUUCUUAGUGCCAGAUCACGUCAACAUGAGCGAACUGAUCAAGAUCAUCCGGAGGCGCCUCCAGCUCAAUUCCAACCAGGCUUUCUUCCUGCUGGUCAACGGCCACAGCAUGGUGUCCGUGUCGUCCGCCAUAUUGGAGGUUUACGAGCGAGAGCGGGACCAAGAUGGCUUCCUCUACAUGGUGUACGCCUCCCAGGAGACCUUUGGUGCCGCUUCUUCCCUCCAGUGAUCAAACUUCCUUUUCCUCUUCCUCCUCCCCGGCCAGCAAUUGGACAAUUUUAGUUUUUAGCUCCUCUCGGUGUUCUUUCCCUCGUAAUAACCUCGUCUUGUCGCCACCGACUAAGGUCAUGUCCACACCAACACAGAUACUUAAUAAACACAUACUUAUCUCUGUUUAGGCCUCUUGACCACACCACAUGCAUACUUUUGUUUUUCCAAACGCUGGAUGAAGUGUAGAGAUGCAAAAGAGAUGACAUCACAGUUGUGCGUUUAUUGAAACUGCACUUGUGUGGAUGGAGAUAGUUUGUGUUACUGUUGGUGUGGACAUGGUCUUACUGCUUAAAGACCAAGUAGAGCUCCUUCUCACAGGUUGUGGUUUUUCUUUUAAGUAGAGAUGUCUGAUAAUAUAUCGGCCUGCCGAUAUUAUCGGCCGAUAAAUGCGUUAAAAUUAAUAUCGGAAAUUAUCGGUAUCGUUUUUUUUAUUAUCGGUAUCGUUUUUUUUUGUUUUUUUUGUUUUUUUUGUUUUUUUUGUAAUUAAAUCAACAUAAAAACACAAGAUACACUUACCGGUACAAUUAGUGCACCAACCCAAAAAAACCUUCCUCCCCCAUUUACACUCAUUCACACAAAAGGGUUGUUUCUUUAUGUUAUUAAUAUUCUGGUUCCUACAUUAUAUAUCAAUAUAUAUCAAUACAGUCUGCAAGGGAUACAGUCCGUAAGCACACAUGAUUAUGCGUGCUGCUGGUCCACUAAUAGUACUAACCUUUAACAGUUACCGUAUUUUUCGGAGUAUAAGUCGCACCUGCCGAAAAUGCAUAAUAAAAAAAGGAAAAAAACAUAUAUAAGUCGUACUGGAGCCCGGCCAAACUAUGAAAAAAACUGCGACUUAUAGCCCGAAAAAUACGGUAAUUUUACUAAUUUUCAUUAAUUACUAGUUUCAAUGUAACUGUUUUUAUAUUGUUUUACUUUCUUUUUUAUUCAAGAAAAUGUUUUUAAUUUAUUUAUCUGAUUUUAUUUUAUUAAUUUUUAUUAAAAUUACCUUAUAUUCACCAUACCUGGUUGUCCAAAUUAGGCAUAAUAAUGUGUUAAUUCCACGACUGUAUAUAUCGGUUGAUAUCAGUAUCAGUAAUUAAAGAGUUGGACAAUAUCGGAAUAUCGGCAAAAUGCCAUUAUCGGACAUCCCUACUUUUAAGGGUUCUGCUGGUGUUUGUGUGACAUUAGUCUCCAACUUCAUCUUCUCGUCUGUUGUCAUGGCAGCAAACUAUGUGGUCAUCAACGUGGCGUUGCUCCACCACCUUUUCUAUACUUCCACUUGUUGGUGAACAAAGCAAAUUGUGUGCAUAAAUACGCGUAAAGAAAAAAUUCAAGCACAUCUAAUGUUUACGUUCAUGUUGACAUAAAAAGUGGUGGUAGCUUGUAGGCCGAUGCAGGUGUGCCUUAAAGUGGAUUAGAUGUGUGAUUGUAUAGACCACAACACCAUAGAAGUGUUGUGUGUUACCAAUAUUUCCUGUCAAAAAUAGCAACAUGUGUGUCGUCGUCCACCCUCAGGUCCAAAUAUGGUCACUCAAGGCUCCAAAAAGUCAACACAUUCACUUUUUGAAUGGUUAGGAUUUGUGAUCCAACCAAUCCUUUUAGUUUUUUAAAGUAUUUUUAAGACAUGUAUGUUGAAGUUGUUGUACUAGAGACAAUCUGCUUAGAAUGAUUUAGUUUCUUUAGGCGAGGAAAGAAGAGGGAUUAUAUGAAAACAUUUAUGUGUGCUGACUGUGUCACUGUGCUGACUUUGGCCCGCAGGGUUGAUUUCCGGGUGCUGCUGCGGUCAGUAGGAAACUUCACUGUUGCUGCACAUCCUGUGUGUGUGUGUGUGUGUUUCUUUUUUUAUGUUGUACAGAGCAAGUUGCGGCUGCCUUUAUUGUAGCAUUCGAUCAUUUAGAUUGUUUUAUUUAACUUUGUUUUUUCAUCUGAUCGUGCAACACCGUCAAUGAUACAUUGGACAAGUCCAAGCCACUGUGUGUUGCUGUUUGCGUUGUCUUCCAGCCCUUCACCUUCACGUUGAGCAAUAGCCAUGUAGUAAUUAUGUUGGGAUUUUGUUAACAAUAAAAGGUACAAAAAAUG